CGCUACUUUCAGCAAUUUAGACCUGGCAACCCUGCGAGGGAGGGGGGUAGUGGAGGCGCCACGUGAGGAACAGGACGCGACCACUGCUGCUGCUGCUGCUGCUCCACACAUCCUCUCCUGCUUCCCUGCUCCACGACCCAUCGCCUCUUAACAAUGGGUGAUGGUGAGGUGAAUCCAAAGGCCUUUCCUUUGGCCGAAGCCACAUUAACACAAAAGCUUCUAAAUUUGGUGCAUCAGGCGUCAAACUACCAGCAACUUAAGAAGGGCGCUAAUGAAGCGACAAAGGCUCUCAACCGAGGUAUUGCCGAAAUGAUCAUAAUGGCAGCAGAUGCAGAGCCCCUUGAAAUUUUGCUACAUUUACCAUUGUUGUGUGAAGACAAGAAUGUUCCAUAUGUUUUUGUAAGAUCUAAGACAGCCCUCGGUCGUGCUUGUGGUGUGUCACGUGCUGUCAUGGCAUGUGCCAUUUUAUCAAAUGAGGGCUCGCAACUUAAACCCCAAAUCACAAUUAUGCAUCAAGAAAUUGAGAAACUACUUGUUUAGGUUAUGAAUGUGUGUGUAUAAUUUAAGUUUCUGCAAUAUUUUGAAUGAACUAUCAUCUUGCAAAUUAAUUUCCAUGUACUGUACUAGUAUUAGUUUAUACCUUUUUUGUCAAAGCGGAAUGAUAUAUAAUAUAUGAUAUAUAUAUAUGAAUGAUAUAUAAUAUAUGCUCUAAUAUUGUUAUUUAUCAUUUAUUAAAUUAAAAAUGUAUAAGCUAAUUUGAAAACAAGUACUGUAUGUUGAAAAUAUUGGUUAUUGUUUUUUGAUUUUCAUCUAAUUUGUUAAUAAAAUGCAAAGAUUA
Messenger RNA from Procambarus clarkii (red swamp crayfish), 838 nucleotides. NCBI's taxonomy places the organism in Eukaryota, Metazoa, Arthropoda, Malacostraca, Decapoda, Cambaridae. The record is from RefSeq and is a predicted model, not a curated record.